UUUCUCAGGUCAUCUCGUCAUGGUCAUAGAUACCGCAGAGCAUUUGAUACCGCGACGCGAAUAAAGCAGCCACUUUUGCGGAGUCGGACAGAAGCACAGCACAAUUCUCAACAGAGCAUUCACAGGCUGACGUAUUCCGUGAGCACCGACUGAAAUGAUCAUAUGAAUGGGAUCUUGGACAUUUCCUGUCCGGUUUCCUGUCCAUGUAUUCAUUGCAAGCUCGCGCGGUCUGUACAGAGACAUUCGCAAUCCCUGUUCAAUCAAUAUUUGACCUACAGCACGGUAGACCAAAAGCUUCGGAAAGUUUUCACUCACUGCCUUCAUCUGUCCAUCCACGACGGCUGGAUGAACCCAUUCAACUAACAAUGUCUGUAGUGUGUCCACUGCUACGAAUACUUCAUCAAAGGCCGUCACUUACAGUCAACGGCAAUUUUCCCAGCGCAGUGAGGAGAAGGUUACGAACGAUCCCGACAUUUCGGGCGAUUGAGCCACGCUUCGGAAACCUUAUGACUCUCCAACCAUCCCCACACAUACAAAGGCAAAGGACCUCUACUCCUCGCUCAAAUGAUGGACAUCUCGCCCUAACAGUUCAUCAACAUGUUCGCUGGAAGUCGAUGAGCACGUCGCAUGCACCAUUCCGCAUCACGACCUCGUGCGCUCACAACCGAGGCUAUCACGGGAUCCCACCAACCACGCACGCUCUUGGGCAUCAAGCCCCUGAGAACAAGGUCCGAUUAUCUGAUUUACACUCAAUCAUUUGCACAUAGGCCAAAGCGUUAUUCUUUUCCCAUUCCACUUUCACCAUCUCCUCGCCGCCUCCAUCUACAUCGGUCGAAUACUUAUACUUCGUGACUUUCAUAUCACCACAACCGCGCCACCUUCGUCUUCGCCAUUCCCAAUACCGUUAAUGGUUUACGUUCUCGCCGAUCGUUACUUCCCC
Messenger RNA from Fusarium redolens, 940 nucleotides. RefSeq lists its product as uncharacterized. Bases 204 to 767 code for a protein of 187 amino acids. The record is from RefSeq and is a predicted model, not a curated record. NCBI's taxonomy places the organism in Eukaryota, Fungi, Ascomycota, Sordariomycetes, Hypocreales, Nectriaceae. The transcript has 3 exons.